Messenger RNA from Myotis lucifugus (little brown bat), 2532 nucleotides. RefSeq names its product protein phosphatase 1 regulatory subunit 16A (gene PPP1R16A). Gene Ontology annotation, cellular component: cytoplasm. The record is from RefSeq and is a predicted model, not a curated record. Lineage: Eukaryota; Metazoa; Chordata; Mammalia; Chiroptera; Vespertilionidae. The coding region runs from base 891 to 2303 and encodes 470 amino acids. Gene Ontology annotation, molecular function: phosphatase regulator activity; enzyme inhibitor activity; protein binding. The transcript has 9 exons.
CGGAAGUGUAGCGUUGCCAUGGCGAGGGCCCGGCGCCGGGCCCGCCCCUGCGGCGCCUGGAGGAGCGCGGGGCUGACUGACCGGUGGGCCGGAUCCGAUAGAUUGAGCGCGGCGGAAGGCUGGUGGAGCCGCCGCUGUCUGCGACUGGAUUGCCUGCCCGGGCUCCUCCACAGGGGCUGCCCUCCUGAAGACGGCUGCCAGACCUGCUCCGCCUCACCCGGGCACCAUGUCUGGGACCCCAAGGCUCUAAGCACACACCCUGCCCUGGCUGCUCUGGCUGCUGAGCCCGCCCUCCGGCCACACCUCCUGGUUAGUGCCCAUGCACUGACCCUGGGAAACAGACAGGAGGAAGGAGAGGACAGAGGAGGCCAGGCCAUGGCUGCUCCCAGGCCCUAUCCGGGCUCCUGAGGCUUGGGAGGAAAGGGGCUUCUAGGGCUCCCAGGGGCCUCUGCCCAUUGUCCUGCCCGCCCUUCCCCUUUGGCGAGGCGCCAGGAAGCUGCGCCUUUGUUACCUGGGCGAUCAGCUACAGAACCUGGACUGAGGCAGACAGGUCCUGCUGCUCCCCAGGCUGUGCACCCUGACCCCAGGAGGGAGAGAGGGAGGCCCUGCCCUCAAACAGCCAAGCGGCCAGGGCUCCUGAGAGGUGGCUGCUGGCGUCGCCCACGCGGCCCUUUGUGCCAGGGGCCUGUGCCCCUGGGGCUGCCUGAGCCUGGUCACGGAGUGGGAUCUCCUGACCCAGCCUUGCCAGGGGCAGAGGGCACCGGGCCUUGAGGAGGGGAUGCCCGCGAGGGUCCCAGUCCAGCCGGCUGCCCCGCCCCUCAGGCCCAGCCUGGCCCCCUUGUUCCCCUGUCUGGUGCCCCGAGCAACCCCCCUGGCGGGAAGCCCCCGCCAUGGCCGAGCACCUGGAGCUGCUGGCAGAGAUGCCGGCGGUGAGCAGGAUGAGCACGCAGGAGCGGCUGAAGCACGCCCAGAAGCGCCGUGCCCAGCAGGUGAAGAUGUGGGCCCAGGCUGAGAAGGAGGCCCAGGGCAGAAAGGGCCACAGGGAGCGGCUGCGGAAGGAGGCGGCUGGCGGCAGGCUGCAGAAGCGGGUCCUCUUCCCGCCCAGUGUCACCCUUCUCGAGGCCGCUGCCCGAAAUGACCUGGAAGAAGUCCGCCAGUUCCUUCAGAGCGGGGUCAGCCCGGACCUGGCCAACGAGGAUGGUCUGACGGCCCUGCACCAGAGCUGCAUCGACGACUUCCGGGAAAUGGUGCAACAGCUGCUCGAGGCCGGCGCCACGGUCAACGCUCGCGACAGUGAGAGCUGGACCCCCCUGCACGCUGCGGCCACCUGCGGCCACCUGCACCUGGUGGAGCUGCUCAUUGCCCGUGGUGCUGACCUCUUGGCAGUCAACACCGAUGGAAACAUGCCCUACGACCUGUGUGAGGAUGAGCAGACGCUGGACUGCCUGGAGACGGCCAUGGCCAACCGGGGCAUCACCCAGGACGGCAUUGAGGGGGCCCGGGCCUUGCCGGAGCUGCACAUGCUGGAGCACAUCCGAGGCCUCCUGCGGACGGGGGCCGACCUGGACGCCCCUGGGGACCACGGGGCCACGCUGCUACACAUCGCCGCCGCCAACGGGUUCAGCGAGGCAGCGGCCCUGCUGCUGGAGCACCGGGUCAGCCUGGGCGCCAAGGAUCGUGACGGCUGGGAGCCGCUGCACGCUGCCGCAUACUGGGGCCAGGUGCACCUGGUGGAGCUGCUGGUGGCACACGGUGCCGACCUCAAUGGAAAGUCCCUGAUGGAAGAGACGCCUCUGGGACCCUGCACCAUGACCAGCUGGUGCCCUACCCCCGUGCCUCCCCUUUACCACAAAGCAGUGUGCCCAGGACCCGGGGAGGCCAGACAGGGUCCCCCUGAAUGGCCUCUGGGGCCCACGCUCCCCUUACAGGAGGAGGACUCCGAAGUGUCUAGGCCACACAACGGCCGAGUUGGGGGCACCCCUGGACGGCACCUGUACUCCAAGCGGCUUGACGGGAGUGUCUCCUACCAGCUGAGCCCCCCGGAGAGCGUGGCCCCCGACAGCCUGGGCCGCAGCCUGGGCCGCACCAAGGCCCACCACACCUUGGCGGAGCUCAAGCGCCAGCGAGCGGCUGCUAAGCUGCAGCACGGGCCCGAGGCCCCCGGGCCUGGUCUGUCUGCGGACACAGAGGCCCCCCAGCCUGAGUGUGGCUCCAGGGCUGGUGGGGACCCGCCCCUGCUCAAGCUCACAGCCCCCUCGGAAGAGGCCCCCGUGGAGAAGAGGCCCUGCUGCCUGCUCAUGUGAGGGGCUGGCGCUCGGGGUGCCCAGGCUCUGCUGCCAGGCCUGGUGGAGGCUGCCUCAGGCCUUUUGCUGGAGAUCCCGACAUGUGCCCUGUGGGCAGGCAGCCAGCCGUCCGGGACCCCGCCUCCUCAGGCAGGAAUGGGCCUUGGCAGAAGCCAUACCUGGGGGGCACCUGGCUACAGAGACCUUGUUUCAUCCUGUGACUCUUGAUAAAGAGCCCUCUGCCACCUGC